Messenger RNA from Symbiodinium necroappetens, 513 nucleotides. Lineage: Eukaryota; Dinophyceae; Suessiales; Symbiodiniaceae. The record is from the annotation of a GenBank genome assembly.
AUGCCCCCAACCGCAAUCCAGAACUCAAAGUCUAAGUGCGAAACCCUUAGCUCCGAAACGCUGGACUUGCGUGCAGGCUUCGUGGCCAGCCUGUGUCUGAUCCGGGCCCAUCUUUCUUGGGCACUUCGCGAUGUGAGCUCUGAGCUCGAGCACGACGUCUUGGUCGUGACUGGAUUCGCCCAAGAGGGCCUCUCGAAGCGCUCCAGGAACGUCUCACAAGCAGCGACGUCCAUCGGCGUUGGAAGCCAUCCGCCAGAACAAGCAAGCAGGACUGCGCUGCAUACGGAGCCUGCGCUUCACAGCAAGGAUGGGUCCACUACGUGCGGCCUGGACAAGUCAGGCUACAGCAGUGGUUGCAAGACUGCCGGAUGCACUUGCUCUGUCUUCCAGCACUGCUACCCGAAGUUUGAAAAGGAGGAGGGGAAGGAUCACAACGUGGGUGUUUGUGGCCUGGCGGCGCGAGACCCAGGCGCUGAGCGCAGAACUCUGAUGCCCCAAGCCCCAGCUGCCCAG